CUAAUCGAACGACCACGACGACGUGCAUGUCAACUUCGUGAGUGUUGACUUAUGGACGAGGGCACUAUAUUUCUUCCGUCCAACCAAGAUUCCAUAUCAUCCAUAGAACAACACCUCAAAUCCCACCGCAAGCCCGACACCUCGCACCAGGAAUCCGAUUUGCUCAGGUCCAUCCGCGCUGUUCUACACAGCUCGACACCCGACCCCAGUGAUCCUGUUCGUUCGACUGCGUUUCUCUUCGGCGGAAACUCUGGAGUAGAAGAUGAGAUUACCUGGGACGAUCGAGUAGUGGUCCUUAGCUCAGGGGGCGUGGUCCGGAAGAAAUGGAGCUUUGGUCUCGAAGGGCAACCCGUAUUAUGGGCAUGCAUGGGAUGGAUGGAGAUUGGUGGUACAAGGUCGACCCGAGGCUCAUCGAAACUGACGCCCCCGAAAUUAUCUUCCGAACGUCCCACAUUUGGCCCAUUCUUUUACGCCGAACAGAACCGUAUAACCAAGCGUGAUGAACGCGACUCUCGUGUCAUGGCUGUGUUCGUUUUCUUGCGCACCAUCGGAAAGGUCUACACUCACACCGGGAAUGAAUACACCUUCAGUAUACCUUUCACAGUUCACCGAGCAUGGCCUAUCUCCCCCCAUGGACUUCUUCUUCAACGAGUAUUGGAACCCUCUGAAAAGAUGGAAGCCGAAAUCACGGGCGACGCGAUUCUGCCUACUAUCUUCUCCCUCAUCAACCCACUGGCCGAACCCUUACCAGUGGGAUUGACUUCCGGUAUUAUUGGUGGUUUUGAGGCCACUUCACCUGCUGCUCUCAAAGACGAGGAGGAGAACUCGAACAAACCUCUCAAGUCACUAUCGCCCAGCGAGCAUAUCCUUUGGGUUUCACGUCAGGGCCAUCUAUCUCCAAACGAGAUCGUAGUCACAGUUGAUAUUGAAAAGGGUCUGCUCACCGUUUGGAGAUACGUUUACAUCCAGCCCAAAGACACCCCUCGUCCUAUAGGUCGCAGCCGAACACGAUCUUUGGUGAAUAAACACCGCGCUUCCAUGUCGGGUGUCGGUGCUCGAGCCACGACGAAUGUUCCCAAUUUCACCGAGCAAUUCGCAGGAAAUCUCUUCGACCUCCCAGAGUUCGAUCUACCACCUCUUUCGGCGCUACCUGGCAUGUCUCCUGCUCUAUCCACGACAACAACCAUGGCUUCCAUUGCUUCAGGAUCAGUCAACUCUGGACUUGAAUUCAUGCCACCGCCACCGCCACCACACCCACGAAAUGAUCCACCACGAAAGAGACGGAAUUCUUUGACUAGAAACGAACUCUCCGUGACGAUGGAUCGCAUGGCUCUCGUCAAUAGAGGUAUUGACGACGUCUUGACCGCUCCCAAUAACCUGCGAAUGAGAACAGCAAUAUGGGCAGAACAACUAUAUGUCACGGAGCUGGAGCCAUCCGACAUGCAAUCCUACAUGUCGAUAUCGGUAUCAAUCUUCGACCAUCGCUGGGACGGCGAGCGUGAGCGCUCGUUGCUAGCCAUCUGCUUCCCAUCUACUCAAAUACUCAAGAUUUUUACCCUUCAUCACGGCGAGGACAAAAGAAUCCAACUUAUGUCACUGACUCAACUCCCUGCCAUCUCGUGUACUGCACUCCGAGCUACCCGUACACAAAGCUCAGACCUCCUUGUACUGAAACCCGACGGAAGAACGUCCAUCAUGACUCAAGGUACCUACGAGAUUCCGAUAUCAUUUGUCCCCCAUCCAACUUGCCUUUCCCCGGAGGACAUGAACGUCGAAAGCACCCCAGCCCAGCAUGACCAUGGCCGUAUUGCUUCGGUUUUUAACCGCUUUAACUCUUCCAUUGCCACAAUACUCACAUUCGAUGAUGGAUUCUCGACCCGCACAGUCGUUGAUAUGAUUCCUCGAGAUCUGCUAACUGUGGAGGUUCUGCAACAGCUAGCCUUGUGCAUGCCAGCCGAUCUAGUCUUUGAGAUUCAUCAUUCAUUUCUGCGAGCUUGGUCAAAGCAUUCGUUUACAACUUCCGAGGGGAUAGAGUUUGAAAGCCUGGCGUCAGCCUUCUUUGCCGCAUUUGACCUCGAGAGUGGGAUCACCUUCCCACAGCGGGAACCGAUGGAUUCUACUGUCGACCCUUGGAGAUUUCUAGGCUCCUCUUUAUCACACCGUCGCUUCAAGGAAGAUCCUGUCAUACAAAGUCUGAGUCAACCCCCGAACCCAUCACCAUAUUGGCCGAACAAACAUGAUCUCUCUGUGAUUAAAGGAAAUGACAGAUACCGCUACCUCGUCGCUGGGCUCUAUGUCCUUCACACACUUCUUGAGCAAUACCGAAUGCUUGUGAAUCGCUAUUCCGAUCUGAUUCGCCUCGCUACAGUGGUCUGCCGUAUCGCGCUCUAUGUUAGGCCCGAAUGGGCUGACUAUUGGCGGAGAUUAUGUCCAGAGGCCAUGGAUUCUUUGCCCUGGCCGUUGGUCUCAACUGCGCCCGUUGAUAGCCUGGAUGAUGCCAUCCCUUGCUGGCCGCCCGACGUAUCAGCCAUCCUUUUUGGCAGGAUAAACACCCCUGAAUGGCCAAUGCAAUGGACCGAUGCCUCUAAACAGGCUGAAAGGCUUCGUAUAAGCCCAUCUUGGGCAUAUGGCCGCGUCAAUCCACUCGACAUUCUCCAGCGGAUUCACGCUGUAUACGAGAUUCUGGGGGAUCCCAAUAAGAAACUUUUGAAACGCGCAGAGCUGGCUGUUCGUCGAAUGGUGGACACUGGGAUGGAUGAAAACUUUAUUAGUAAACUUUCCAUUGGGAUAGCUGCUCCGUUGAGGGAAGCGAUUCGUUCUAUGCAGUUGGUGCCACCGUCGGACUGGCCAAAGGAGGCAUACAAGGCGAUUGACAGAGAGGACGUCGCUGCUUCGGCGAGUUCGAUUCCUGAUAUGAUGUUUAAGGAUGGUUACUUAUCUGUCAAGCAUUACAUUACGCGGCGGUCUCGUCAAACCAUCAACGAAUUGUGUUCUGCGGCAAAGGUCGCCAGCAGCGGUGAAUCGGAAUAUGUAACUACAGGGGUAGAAUUGGACCUCGAAGAAUUCACGAGCAUCCGUUUUGGGCAGGACCGGAGGUUAGAAGAAGUGGCCAGAAUUCUCUGCUCCUCCAAAAUUCCAUCACUCAAGUCGAUCGAGCGACCAGAUCAGACAGAACACGAUCAAGCCAAAGAGCAGCAACACCAAGUGGUCCGUGUUGCCGAAAGGACACUCGCGUUACCUUACGGACGAGCGAUGUUCACUUUUGGCACCAUUCAUAACAUAUCCCGCGAAGCGUUUGUCAUACCCAAACUCGAGUACACGAUUCGCCUGCAGCCCCAUAAUAUAACCGUCGUACCCGAACCUGGCAAAAUUGCACCUGAUUCGUAUAGUUGGGGAGAAUUUCACAAUGGUGUAGCAGCGGCUCUGCGCAUCUCUUCAUCGUGCACUAGCAUCGACAGUUCUUGGAUAGCGUUCAACAAACCCAGCGAACUUACUCCGGAACACGCUGGCUUCCUGUUUGGUCUAGGUCUGACCGGUCAUCUACGGGAAAUGAUGACUUGGCAUACAUUCUCCUACUUGACUCCAAAGCAUGACUUGACCUCCAUCGGUGUUCUGCUUGGACUUUCGGCAGCUAACAUGGGCAAUGAGAACCAGCAUGUCACCAAGUUGCUGGCAGUACACACUCCUGCACUCCUUCCUACCCCCAAUAUUGACCUCAAUGUGUCUCUACUUGCGCAAGCGGCUGGACUAGCAGGCGUGGGUUUAUUGUACAUGGGCACGAAAAAUCGGCGGAUGGCCGACGUCUGUCUGAAUCAAAUCAGCCGUAAAGACCUUGUACAACCUGACCUGAGCAACGAGUACCGAGAAGCCUACACGUACUCUGCAGCGCUCGCGUUUGGGAUGAUUAUGUUGGGAAAAGGAAGUACGAUUCCUGCGGAUGCCAUCCUCCUCCAUCGACUAAACACCUACAUACAAGGUGAUUUUGACACGAUCCCGACGGAUAAGAGAGUCAAGUUCGAUGUCAACUUGACAUCACCGGCCGCUAGUAUUGCCCUUGGAUUAAUGUACCUCAAAACCGAGCGCCAGGACAUUGCAGACAUGCUUGCUACCCCAGAUACCGUACUUGCCUUGAACCGGAUUCAACCUAGCUUCUUGUUACUUCGAACACUAGCGCGGGCACUGAUCAUGUGGAACAAGAUAGCUCCAACGCAAGAAUGGAUCUCGACUCAGGUGCCUGGGCGGAUACGAGCUGGAAUAGAGAACAGAGGGAAAUUCGCGAAUACAAUCUCUGAUGUCUGGGAGUUGGCGUAUUACAAUGUCAUCUCUGGAUGUUGUUUUGCGAUUGGCCUAAAGUACGCAGGUACGGCGCGUCAAGAAGCGUACAAGAUCUUAAUAAGAUAUUAUGAUCUUUUCACUCGAAUGAUCUUUUCCAACAGCCCCGCCUUCGAGUGGAGAAUCAAACGUUCGGCAGUUCGAGAUGGUUUGAAUUUGAUUUCAAUCUCUUUGAGCAUGGUCAUGGCUGGGACCGGUGAAAUAACAUGCUUGAGGAGGUUGCGGUAUGCCUAUGGAAUGUACACGUCAACAAUGUAUCAUCCGGCGUUCAAGUAUGGAAUCCACGUAGCCACACAUCAGUCGUUAGGCCUCCUAUUUUUGGGCGGUGGUCGUUUUACGCUCGGUACUUCGAACGCUGCUAUCGCAUGCAUGAUUGCUGCUUUCUUCCCUCGCUCUCAUAGCAUGUCCUCUGACAACAAAAGUUAUCUUCAGGCCCUACGCCACCUUUGGGUUCUCGCUGUUGAGCCCCGGUGUCUGCUUGCUCGAGACAUAGAGACUAAGGAGAUCGUAUAUCUCCCGCUCAAAAUUGCUGUGCGAGAGGGGAAAGACAUUGGUACCACGCAGUUGAUUUCUCCUACUCUCAUUCCAGACCUCGAGAAGCUUGUGGCAAUACGAGUCGAUACACCACGAUACUGGCCUUUCCAUCUGUAUGUCGAGGGCAUCUCGCGGCAUAGAGAGUGCCUUCUUCGAAGUCAAACACUCUUUGUCAAGCGACGAACGGCAUUCUUGAGCUAUACAGAAGAUCCUCGAGGUAGUCGAAGCCUAUUUGUCCGUUCGAGGUCAUCUGCAGGGGAUGCAGCAACCCUUGACCAUCCACAGUUAACGGACACUCAAACUCACCCUGCUGGAGAUCUAUGGGAAUUCAUUACUUCUUGCUCCAACAAUCCUCUCUUCAUGGCCUUUGCCGAUCAUUUCUGUUGCGGAGAUGAUCUUCAAGAAAGGGAGCGUUUGUUUUUCACCUACUGUCACGCCGCCUUGUUCGACAGUAUACUCCAAGGAAAACCACAGACCCUUCAGAUGCAUUUGACGCUGUUCCGAUACAGACAUAUGUCUAUCGAUUCACGAUAUUUCCCUCUGAACUUGAUGGAUUUACGGUUUAUAUCCGAAUUCUAUAGUCGGGCGUUUGAUCGCAGAUUUGGGGGACGGGUCGAUAAUAAUCCACGUACACCAUUACUUCGUGAUAGUACUGUCUCCGGUGCGCUCUACUUCCUCGAUCAGCAGUUGGAUUCCAUUCGAACAGAUCCUCAUUUCCUUCGACUUCUCCGUGAUUAUUCUCUUGGGACCCUGGGAAGCAUCGAUGAAUUGACCACUCGUAAAUUGGCGUGGUACCUUCAAAGAAACUCUGUUCCGUCGUCGACCCUGUUGACGAUUCUGAAAGGGCUCGGUCAGGAUGCUCACAAUCAGUGUCUAGGGGUGGGCUCUCCCGAUGGUACUGACAAUGUUGCAGCUUUGGAUAUGGGUAUCAAAGAAGUGUUACAUUACACCGGGACGAAAAUGACGCUUUCUUUAGGUAUUGGGUGGUCUGCAAGGUCGAUCAAUGAGAUUGUAGAGACAUGGAAGGUCUCAUCCUAA
Marasmius oreades (fairy-ring Marasmius) is the source of this 5904-nucleotide messenger RNA. RefSeq lists its product as uncharacterized. NCBI's taxonomy places the organism in Eukaryota, Fungi, Basidiomycota, Agaricomycetes, Agaricales, Marasmiaceae. The coding region runs from base 52 to 5904 and encodes 1950 amino acids. The record is from RefSeq and is a predicted model, not a curated record. Gene Ontology annotation, cellular component: anaphase-promoting complex. The transcript is spliced from 6 exons. Gene Ontology annotation, biological process: metaphase/anaphase transition of mitotic cell cycle; anaphase-promoting complex-dependent catabolic process; protein K11-linked ubiquitination. Gene Ontology annotation, molecular function: molecular adaptor activity.